AUGCAGAGUUACUUCUGGGAUUUGUUGCGUGGUAAAAGCACUGAGGAUUCCAGCAAUUUCACUGAAGCCCACAUGGGUGAGGAAAAUAACUUCUACUACAACGAGGAGUUGAAAACUUGGGUAGUUCGAGGUGAGGAGGAGCAGGUGGCAAGGGCGGCACGUGAAGCGCCUCCGCCACCGCGACCAUCCGAAAAUGGUAAAGUUACCCAACGUCCAGCCACGAGUGAUGUUCAAAUUGCAAGCACCACUGCACGCAGCCUUCUCACAUCUGACCAGUUGUACACUAGGAUACCAGGAAUAGAGGUAUCGGAGUCGAAAACAAAAGCCCAUGCAGAUCCGUUAAUCCCUUUGAAUGCUAAAUCGCAAUUCGUUCCGGAUAGGGCAAACGAUGACGACAGCUAUGAUUUUAUUAAUUAA
This is a messenger RNA of Babesia bigemina, 417 nucleotides long. RefSeq names its product -COPII coat assembly protein sec16. NCBI's taxonomy places the organism in Eukaryota, Apicomplexa, Aconoidasida, Piroplasmida, Babesiidae. Gene Ontology annotation, cellular component: ER to Golgi transport vesicle membrane; endoplasmic reticulum exit site. The transcript is spliced from 4 exons. Gene Ontology annotation, biological process: COPII vesicle coat assembly; autophagy; Golgi organization. The record is from RefSeq and is a predicted model, not a curated record. Bases 1 to 417 code for a protein of 138 amino acids.